This is a messenger RNA of Aspergillus fumigatus Af293, 2919 nucleotides long. RefSeq names its product putative ubiquitin-protein ligase (Asi3). Gene Ontology annotation, biological process: protein ubiquitination; ubiquitin-dependent protein catabolic process. Gene Ontology annotation, molecular function: ubiquitin protein ligase activity. The record is from RefSeq and is a predicted model, not a curated record. NCBI's taxonomy places the organism in Eukaryota, Fungi, Ascomycota, Eurotiomycetes, Eurotiales, Aspergillaceae.
AUGUCGUUCGUUCAGGAUACCGCGACCAUCCUUGCAACUCCAGCCGCCACAACUUCGGCAUCCGCCAUGCAAUCUGUCAACUCUACAGCAAUUACCACCGCCCAAUAUUCGCUGCUCUCGUCGCCUCGCGAGCUCCUCACUCUCCCAUUACGUGGUUUGCGCCAGGCAGAGAGCCUUGCCUUUUCGACUAUUCCGCGACAACUCUCGAGGUUAGUGGGGCUACCGGAUAUGGCGACUCGGAUCUCAGGUCAUGCCCCUGGAACAGGAUCAGCGGCCGAUGCGGCGGUAGCAGCAACACAGGCGGUGGCUGGAGCGGCAGGAGAGAGGAUGGCUGAUGCUGCCACGCAAAUGGAAACAGGUGUUUAUUUGGCAGAGUUUCUCCAAGCAAUGAGGAGAUUUAGCGGGUUCUUUUCAUAUCUGACCAGUCGGUGGUCCUUGGCUUGUUUUGCAGUGGGUAUAAUUUUGAAUCGUAUCACGAUCUAUGCUUCGACCAGACGACAUCUCACUCUAGACUUUCACCGACGCAUGGCGCUGCGAAUCAUUCCCAUUGUACUGUUCAUCUCUCAGAUCCUCGUCUUACUUCGUGCUAUACGGUGUCAAACAUCUCCUGAUUACCCCCUCAUCCGUUACGGAACCUCUGGGAAACGGUUGUCGCUUGAUCAUGCUGGUGGGGGCGGGUUCCUCUAUUCUCUCAGUUCCACACUUUUAUCAUGGGAGUCCGAUCAACAAUCCUGCAGCGCGGUGAAGAUGGGUCGGCCCGCCAACGAAUCGGAUGUUUCUUACGGCUCAUUCGUUUUCUUGUGGCCUGUUUUUUUGCGGCUCUGUCUCAGCCACUUUGUUGAGACCCUCUCUUGCGCUUUGCAGGGAAGAGCGGUCGUGACCGAGGCUGGCAUGUCUAUCUUUGAGCAUUCCCUUGCCUUCGCCGAGGCAGAGUCGAUGAUAAGUCAAUCCAUUGGCUUUGGGUUAUUUGGCCUUUCCAAGCACGCCAGCAGCAAGGACAGCUCGUCAUCUUCCAGCGAGUCCGCCCACUCGAAUCUUCAGCUGCUUAGCAGAUCGCAGGUCUUGGAACGAAUGAACGUUACUCCCGAGUUGCUCUUGAUUGCUUUGAUCUCUUGUUGCAACAGCUUGACGUCCAACAUUUUGGACGUGCUCGGUCAACAAAGCCGGUAUCGCCUAUUCAAUACCGCUUUCUGGGGUCUUUGCUUUAUGUCUGCUAUGGUAUGGGGUCUAUUGACUGGCUCACCGACGGGCAGCGACACUGGCGUACUUAAAUUUCCCACGGUUUGCAUUGUUGACUUUGUACCUCACCUAUUGGUAUUACUAGGCAUUGUCAUUUGUGCGAUUAUUUAUGUAGUCGCUCUCCUGAUCACGGCUUUCUCAUUACCAAUGGACGAUGGGCAGCCGCUUUCGCUUCGCGAACGAUUUUCACUCGCCCACGAAAACAUGCAAGGAGCGAACCAGAUUCGGAAUAUCCGCUUCAACCGGCAUGAGGAUUUCUACACCACAUUACUCCGGAUUGGGUACACUGCUUUAACUGCUGCUAGUGAAGCGGUCUUUCUGAAUGAAGGGAAAGCGGUCGUUGCACGUCCGAUGACAUGGUUGGAGGAGGAUAGACUGGCGGAGAUUGAAAAGUCCCGACGUUCACGCUCCUUCCAGCGCAGUUCAAGGUCCUACGACCAGGACGUGCCAUUUACAGGUGUCGAACCGAUCACCUUCGAUAUUUCAGAACCAUCGCCAGAAUGGGAAAGUGGGUAUGGAAAGGAGAAACAGAUCGAGAAACCUAAAGGCGGACCACGGUCUGUACGGUCUCAAACCGACCCUGGCAGUGUUGGCGCAUUCCGAGGCGCGACCAGAUGCUACCACGGCUUCUCUUUCUUUCGUGGCAUUUUCUAUCUCAUCUUCAAGUGGAGCGCCUAUGGAUUCGACAGAAUACUCGACCGAAUCGGCCUCAGUGCGCGACCACAAUGGCUGAAGGUUCUACUGGGGUCACGCCGACGGGGCCAAGAGGGAAAUAGUAGCAGUCGGGCAGAAUCGCUGGAUUUCUGGAUCCUGACUGAUGAAGGCGAACUUGAGCUUCCUGGAGACUAUGAGUUCGACGUAGAAAAGGAAAUGCGAAAGAGGGAGCUUUCCAUUGCACCGAAAUGGGAGGAAUCUGACGAGAAGCGUCUCGAUGAGAAGCUCUAUGGUUGGUGGAGAGCCGGCGGCUCGUGGGGUAACCAGGAUCAAAGUCCCGACUAUGUACCCUCUGACAGCGACGAUCUUUGUGAUACCACCAGCGUCGUAUCUAUGUCAACAAAUGCUGAAUCAGAGUGGGAAGACGAAUCUGAUGGCCGACGUACACCUACUCAACGCAGCCCAUACCCAGCAGGUGUCUCGCGGGAGAGCACCCCUGUUGACGAGCCGUUGGUGGAUGUUGGCUCUUUAGCGCGCCUCCUCGACCCUCGUGACCAGGAAAGCCGACAUGAGGCACGUAUCCUAGCUGCUCAUCUAGCUGCCGGGCGAGAUGGGCGCAUUAUGACGCGACGUCAAUUCCAGCAAAAGAUGGAGCGCGAGAGAGCGCAGGUUCUUCUAUCCUCCCGGUUCUCAGGGAGUUCUGGGCAGCAGACGGGUAAAGAGAAGCGGAAACCGACUCCGGAAGAAGAAUCUGAGAUGCUCGAGAAGUUCAUUCUGACUCGUCGAUCGGAAGCCAAUCGUGCCAAUCCUGAGGCGCAGACGUGGGAAUCAGGCGCCUCGGGCCUCGGACCGGACGGUCCACCGUGUGUUAUCUGCCAGGCCAAUCCACGUUCGAUCAUAACAUGGCCAUGCCGAUGCCUUUGUAUAUGCGAGGAAUGCAGAGUGAGCCUUGCUAUGAACAAUUUCGGCAGCUGUGUGACCUGCCGCCAGGAGGUUGGAGGGUUUGUAAGGUUAUGGGUACCAUAG